Messenger RNA from Acipenser ruthenus (sterlet), 4260 nucleotides. RefSeq names its product protein Spindly-B-like. The record is from RefSeq and is a predicted model, not a curated record. The transcript has 11 exons. Gene Ontology annotation, molecular function: kinetochore binding. The coding region runs from base 129 to 1859 and encodes 576 amino acids. Gene Ontology annotation, biological process: mitotic metaphase chromosome alignment; protein localization to kinetochore; establishment of mitotic spindle orientation. Gene Ontology annotation, cellular component: spindle pole; outer kinetochore. NCBI's taxonomy places the organism in Eukaryota, Metazoa, Chordata, Actinopteri, Acipenseriformes, Acipenseridae.
UCAGAAAGUGCCGGAGCCUUCGUUCUCGCGAGACGCGUUACCUGGCUGGAGCUGAAUUUAAACUCUCGAGGAGACAAACGGUCCGAUAGAGAAGCAGGCGGAGGCUGAAAGAAUUCAGAGGUGCAGGUAUGUCGACGGCAGAGGUCUCGGAGACCCAGCGGCUUCGCUUCAAGCUGAAGGAGGCGGAGGAAGCCCUGGAGAAGGCUGCCCAGUACGGGCUGCAGCUGCUGGAGAGCCAGCAUGAGCUGCAGAACCAGCUGGAGGAGCAGCGCGCUGAGAUGACCAACACCAUCGAGGCCCUGGAGCAGGAGAAGUACUCCCUGCAGAGAGAGGUGGAGCUGAAGGUCCGGAUGCUGGAGAGCAUGGGCUCUGAGUGCGACACCAUCAAACAGCAGCAGAAGCUUCUGUGGGAGCAGCAGGAGGCCAUGCAAGAGAGGAACCACGCCUGGGAGAUCAGUGACUUCAAGAAUAAGCUGGAGAAGAUGAAGGCUGAGCUGGACGAGGCCCGGCUGAGCGACAGGCAGCUGAGACACAAGCUGGAGCUGCAGAGCGAGAUGCUGAGCAGCAAGAGCGAGGAGCUGCGCGCGCUGUCGGAGCGCGCACAUGAGACCAUGUCCUCCGAGGUGCUGGGGCUGCAGAUCGACAAGACAGAGCUGGAGGCGGCCAGGGAUCUGCUGGAGCAUGAAAUCAAUGAGAUGAAAUACCGGCAGCAGCAGCUGGAGCUGACCAACACGAACCUGCAGCGGCAAGUGGAGCGGCUGAGUGAGGAGAAGGAGGAGAGGGAGAGGGAAGCCGUCUCCUACUUCAAUUCCCUGGAGAAAACUCGAGAAGCCUGCCAGGAUCUCCAGAUUCAACUAGACCAUGCUCUGCAGCAGGGCCAGGACCCAAACAGCAAGGGCAACUCUCUCUUCUCUGAGGUGGAAGAUCGCCGCGCAGAGAUGGAGAGGCAUUUGAUCAGCAUGAAGGUGCAGUACCAGUCCCUUCAGAAACAGCAUGCCUUCUCCAGACAGCAGCUGCACAGAAUGAAGAUCCAGAUCGCCACCCUGCUGCAGCUGAAGGGCUGCCAGGCUGACCCAGAGCAGCUGGAGCGGCUGCAGGCCAUGCUGGGGCAGAAGAAUAACGAGAUUGAGGUCCUGAUGAUUAAACUGCGGCAGCUGGAGAAGCUGGAGGUGACCCACAAGGCUGAGCUGAGCUGUGCUUCAGCAGGAGAGCAAGUUUAUGGUGAUGGGACCUACUACACAGACCUGCUGAAAAUGCAGCUUACUGCUUCCAAGCAGGAGUCAGACCGGCUGGGUGAUGAGCUGUCCCUCCAGAGGAUGAAGGCUCUGGCGGAGAGUCAGAGGGUGCUGGAGGUGGAGAGGAAGCUCUUCGGCAGCGAGAGGGCUCUCAAGCUGUGCCAGGGAGAGAACAUGAAACUGCGGGUCAGACUGGAUGAGCUCAGGAUGAAGUACGAGCCCGAUGCGGUGAAUAAGGAUCGCGUUCAGAAGCGCAGGCGUGAGAAGCUGCCAGUUGACAUGCCUGCAGACGAGCCGACAGAGAAGGGGCCUGGAAAACAUCAGCCUGCUGUGAACGGGGAGGCGGGACAGACAGAGCCCAGCGCCACCCUGCUGCAGGAGGUGCCAGCGCCCGAGCCAGCCAGCCAGCUGCCCCGCGAAACCAAGCGCGUGCGCAUCUCUGAGGAGCCCCCCAGGUCAGUGCCCUCCAGCCGACCCCUCUCUCUCCUCCAUCGCUGCAUGAACUACACCCUCUGUUUCUUCUUUCUCUUCCUGGGCUUCGUGCGCACGCUCCUGCCUCGCAUCGGCCUGCCACGGCUCACUCUGCCUUUCAAAAAAGCCGUCAGCAGGAAGGACUCUCGCUAGCCCCUGGAACAUUGUCUCUGUGUAAAGAACACCAGAGGGGCUGGGGAAAGGGGGUAGAGAUAGAUUUAUAUAUACAGUAGAUUUCUCUCUAGACGUUCGUUUGUAUUAACACUUUUUAAAGUGGUUGUAGCUAUGCUCAUUAUUUCAUGCAUCGUACCUGCUGUGCACGCUCUCAUUCUAUCUAUCACUAUAGAUGUUUUAAAAGAAACUCUUGUUGAAGAGAAAUAUAUUUAUUUUAAUUUUAAAACUUUCAUUUUAAAGUUUGCUAGCCCUUCAAGGCAGCACUUCCUUGGUCAGUGAAAUUGCCCCCAUCCCUUCAGUGCCUUCUUUCCUGUCUAACCAACCAGCUGCUUCCCCUGUUGACUGACAAGCUUUGCAGCCAGUAACACGCUUUGAUCCCAGAGACACUUGUGAGGUGGAAGGGCCGAGGGAAUUGAAGCAGUAAGGCAAAGAAGCGGAGAGCUGUCUUUAUUCUAGUGGUGUAGCAGGUAUGAUGUUUCGCAAUGAAACCCCAGCACGCGUUCGCUCUACAUGCGUUUCUUUCACAACUGCACAUGUGAGACCUGUCUGGAAUGGAGGUGCACAUCGGGGGAAGCUGCAUGCAAUUAUUUUUCAGCUACAAUCACUUUGACAGGAAUUGUGUAAAAUAUGACUUUGGUAUCAUGAAGUUGGCACUUUGCAAUAAUAUAUUGAAUACAAAAGGGUCACGCAGUGCCACUGGCUUGUGUAUUGUUAGUAAUACAUUGUGCAGGUUAUUCUACACAGAGUCAUGUGUGUACAUCACAGGGCUGUGCUGCACUCAAUAAGAUUCACGGUUCCUACAAUCCUGUAGCGUUCCAGGCACAUUCAUUACAGCCUGUGAUCGCUGAUUGUUAAUAACUGGAUAGUAGCAGCAAUUCUGAUAUUGUGCUUUUUAAAGCUUUUUAUAUUUGUUACAUUGAACAAGAAAUCCGUUUUUAACACUGCUUGCUUGUGCUUUGCCUCUUAUGGGUGUGAACUACAACAAUUGAGGAGAUCUGUUUGUGUUUUGUUUUUGUAAAUGACAAUCUCUUCUCAGGUGUCCUGCAGCACACACCACAGCAACGGCUGCUUUUGAGAGAGCGUUACAUAGGUCUAAUGAUCUGGUCUCGCUGCCCUGGAAACUCUGUGGAAAGGUUAAGCCGUGCCGCCUUCAGAGAGAAUAAAAUCUAUGCAUGUACUUGGGGUGGCCUGCACCAGUUAAGCCACUGGUGAUCUGGUAGUGGUUUGAAAGGGCUGAAUUAGGAAGUGAUGUAAUGAGGGACAAGGAAUAGGGGCACAAAUGUGCAUCUUCAUGUCACUGUGCAGCAGGGUGGAAUACAAGGCUGUGGCUGUGUGGGAGUGCGGAGGGUGUGUACUAGAGAUGGUGAGAGGUAUUGUGUGAGACGGAGCGAGGGGGUCGGGCACCGUAGGGAAGGAUAGCAGAGAGAGAAGCUGAGAAGAGAACGGAGUACAGCGCUCCCUCGACAUUUCACCGUCCCGUAUCAAACUCUACAUUUCCCUGUAAAAGAGUCCUUCACUAAUUCACUAGCACAAAGGGACGUGGAUAUAUAGGAGACAUUCAGAACUGAAUCACGUUAUUCAUAAUGGGGAUCUGCUUCAUCCCAGUUUUAAAGCUUGAGGUGGUUCUGUGGCACAAGGGGGUCAGUUGAUUUGCCCAUGGGCACACACAGCAGGUCACCUCCAGAUAGCACACUGCACUGGCCAGCGCACAGCCGUUAUUCACAUGUCUUUGUUCACACUGUCUUUCCUGUUCUUCUUGCACUCUGUAGUAAUGCACUGUCUGCGUGCCAUUGUGACUUUUGCAUGUUGCUCUUUAAUGUGUGGCUUUACUCGGGAUCACGUUUCACUGCACGACCCGUCUGGCUGUUUUAAUAAUAAUACUGUGCUGUCGAUACAUGUUAUGCUGGCUUUCAUUUCUGUAAUCUCUUUCUAUUUUAGUUUUGGUUUUAUUGUUUUUUGUUCAUUGAUCUUUUUAUUAAAUGUUUGUGUGGAAAAGAUUUUACUAGUUAUUUAAUGCAUUAAAAUAAAUGUUAGAUUGUAUUCGGGGUCAUUUGCAGCCAAUAUUUUACUGCAUGUGUGUGUGUCUGUGUGUGCCCGUGUGUGUCUGUGCGUGCGUGCGUGCGUGUGUGUGUAGACCCUAGAACAUGUCAUUCUCCAAGUGCUGACCGAACACUAGGUGUUUCACUGUUGUUGCCGGCUCUGUAAAGCUGAAUCUGGAUUGGGUGGUUUGCCUGUAGGUCUGUGCCAGUGGAUGUUAAAAUCAAGAUGGAGGAGGAGGAGGAGGUUGAGAUAGGAGCCGAGAACAGCAGGGCAGAGAGGAAGAGCAGGCAGAGGGCUCACCCCGUCAUCCACGUAUCCUCUAAGCCCACCUCUGAGAACC